Molecule: messenger RNA, 919 nt
Organism: Drosophila sechellia
Lineage: Eukaryota; Metazoa; Arthropoda; Insecta; Diptera; Drosophilidae
Gene: Tsp42Ek
Product: Tetraspanin 42Ek
Exons: 5
Cellular component (GO): plasma membrane
Source: RefSeq, a predicted model, not a curated record
UGAGAUUUUACGAGCUGCCGGUAAAUAUUUGCAUCUGAAAUUCAUUGUCUUUCGGAACUCCGAUCUGGCAGGUUCGAUCAUACAACAAUCAUUUCUCACACUUGAAGGUAUUAGUUUGGAAUUUUAAAAACAGCUUAAUCGUAGCACAAGAAUGGGCUGCACUUCCGGUUGCGUUAAGUGUUUCCUUAACACUCUCAAUACUUUGAAUGCGCUUUCGGGUCUGUCCCUGAUAGCCAUUGCAACGUUGGCCCUCUCGAAAGCCCCUCUCGCCUACAUUCUGUUUCUAUAUGGACUCGGUGGCAUUAUCUUCGUUUCGGCUGUGCUGGGAUGCUGUGGAAUCUGCAUGGAGAACGUGUGCAUGACCGCAACGUACGGUUUGCUGCUGUUGGCCCAGCUAAUAAUCAGCUUGCUGGGCAUCUUCCGCUUCAAGUUCACUGAGGAAUACAUAGAGAAGUUCGCCGCCGAGGAGGUUCAGAUGAAGUGGGACGAGGAGCUGGUGGAGCCCGGAUAAUGCGAAGAUCAUUCGCAUUAGUAUGAGUGUUGUGGGCGUGAUAGCCCCGACGACUACGUGGCCAUCGGUCGUCAAACCUUGCCGCCCAGCUGCUAUCCCCAGGAGGACCCCCAGAUGCCCCACUAUCUAGCUGGCUGUGUCCAAAAGUCCAGUGAGAACUUUGUGGUGCUCUUCAGCUACGCCCACGACACCAACUGGAUCGCAGUGGGAAUAACCAUUCUAAUGAUGAUUGCCGCCUUUUACUUGGUCGGAAGAUUCCGCAAGCAGCGCAUUCGCUACAGCUACUAAGGAAUACAUUCGAAGAAUUCUGGAUAUAUUAUUAGGGCGCCAAUAUUCCUUUACAGCCAUCAUCAUGUAUAAAGUUUACGAUGCUCACAGGAGAAAUAAAGCGUAUCCCGAUGAAACGAA